Messenger RNA from Austrofundulus limnaeus, 599 nucleotides. It is a transcript of the gene mxd4, whose product is annotated as MAX dimerization protein 4. NCBI's taxonomy places the organism in Eukaryota, Metazoa, Chordata, Actinopteri, Cyprinodontiformes, Rivulidae. Gene Ontology annotation, molecular function: DNA-binding transcription factor activity, RNA polymerase II-specific; RNA polymerase II cis-regulatory region sequence-specific DNA binding; protein dimerization activity. The record is from RefSeq and is a predicted model, not a curated record. Gene Ontology annotation, biological process: regulation of transcription by RNA polymerase II.
AGUGAACAUAGCAGCGCACGUACAUCGAUCUAAAACAUUUUGUUUUUCGUUCCCAUUCCAAUAUUCGAUGAAUUGUAUAGUUGUGUAAAUACAUUCUUUCUAAUUUUAUAACGAGACAUCAAAGAAGAUGGAACUUAAUUCGCUUUUAAUUCUGCUGGAGGCUGCAGAGUAUUUGGAGAGAAGAGACAGAGAGGCAGAACACGGUUAUGCGUCUGUUUUACCGUACAGCAACGACUUUUCCCGAAAGAAAACGAAACCCACGCCGAUUUCCAGAAAAACUCCGAACAAUAGAUCAUCACACAAUGAACUGGAGAAACACAGACGUGCCAAACUACGGCUCUACUUGGAGCAGUUGAAGAAGUUGGUGCCUUUGGGUCCAGACAGCACACGACACACCACCCUGAGCUUGCUGAAAAGGGCCAAAAUGCACAUUAAGAAGCUGGAGGAGCAGGACAGGAAGGCUUUAAACAUGAAGGAGCAGCUUCAGCGAGAGCACCGCUACCUCAAACGUCGCCUGGAGCAGCUCUCCGUGUCGGGGUCCGUGGAGCGCAUCCGCACCGACAGCAUGGGCUCCACCAUUUCCACCGACUCAGAGCAAG